Molecule: messenger RNA, 300 nt
Organism: Epithele typhae
Lineage: Eukaryota; Fungi; Basidiomycota; Agaricomycetes; Polyporales; Epitheliaceae
Exons: 1
Source: RefSeq, a predicted model, not a curated record
UGCCCCGAAUGCCCGUUCGUGAGCAAACACCGGGCGACCAUAACCCGACAUAUACCUCUGCACAAGUGCUCUUCAAACUGGGUCUGCGCGGGAGUGCCGCUCGAGCACGCGCGGAAGUACGGACUGGACCCGGCCACGCGUACAGUGCACGAGUUCGGUGGACGGGAGAUGGUGGGCGGGUGCUUCGCUUUGUUAAGCAAUCGCAUCAGUCUUCGCUCGCACUUGAGGAUUUGUGGAGACAAGUGCGUUGGGGAUACUUUUGGAUCUUGGCAUGAUGGAAACAAACACAGAUAUGAGUAA